Messenger RNA from Xiphophorus couchianus (Monterrey platyfish), 2733 nucleotides. RefSeq names its product leucine-rich repeat LGI family, member 2a (gene lgi2a). The coding region runs from base 1 to 1620 and encodes 539 amino acids. Gene Ontology annotation, molecular function: protein binding. Gene Ontology annotation, biological process: inhibitory synapse assembly. The transcript is spliced from 8 exons. The record is from RefSeq and is a predicted model, not a curated record. NCBI's taxonomy places the organism in Eukaryota, Metazoa, Chordata, Actinopteri, Cyprinodontiformes, Poeciliidae.
AUGCCGCCAGCUCUCAGGAUUUGGGCUCUGCUGUGUGUGUCGCUGUGCAUCCUGUGUCCGCCGGCUCUUCUGAAAAAGGCUUUCCGAUGCCCUUCAACAUGCAGCUGCUCCAAGGAGUCCAUCAUAUGCGUCGGGUCCUCCAACAUCCCGCGGAUUGCCCCCAACGAGAUCACUUCAUUGAGUAUCGUCAAUGGGACUUUCUCUGAGGUCAGAGAGGCAAUGUUUGCCCACAUUCCCACCCUCCAGCUACUACUUUUGAAUUCGAACUCCCUAACGACUGUAAGAGAUGAUGCCUUCUCAGGCCUUCCACAUCUGGAGUACCUGUUCAUUGAGAGCAACAAGCUGGAGACUACAUCUAAAUAUGCCUUCAGAGGACUCAGGGACUUGACUCACUUGUCUCUGGCAAACAACAACAUUAAAUUCUUACCCAGGGAUGUUUUCAUUGACCUGGACUCACUGAUAGAGCUGGACUUGCGAGGCAACGCCUUUGAGUGCAACUGCAGAGCCAAAUGGCUCAUGAUGUGGCUGAAGAGCACCAACGCCACGGUGUCGGAUGUCGUGUGUGCCGGACCGGAUGACAUGAAGGGCAAGCGCCUCAAUGACAUGAACAGCCUGCACAAUGAGUGCAUAUCAACGGAUUUUGUCCUUCAUCAGUCCGUGGCCUCUGAGUCUCUGUCAGUUGAUACGUUCAGCUUCAAGAAUGAUGUCUAUGUGACUAUUGCUGCUCCCAGCUCAGACAGCUGUAUGGUUUUACAGUGGGACCACAUUGAGAUGAACUUCAGGACGUAUGAUAACAUCACCGGUCAGUCCAUUGUUGGCUGCAAGUCAGUAAUCAUCCAGGAAGAGGUUUAUGUCAUUGUGGCUCAGCUGUUUGGUGGUUCCCACAUUUACAAGUUUGAUGAUGACCAAAGCAGGUUCAACAAGUUCCAGGACACUGAAGUGUCCAAGAUCUCCAAACCCAAUGACAUCGAGGCUUUUCAGAUUGGAACAGACUGGUUCUUUGUCAUCGCAGACAGCUCCAAAGCAGGCUUGUCAACCCUCUACAAGUGGAACGAUAACGGAUUUUACUCAUACCAGUCCCUGCACGAGUGGUUCCGUGACACAGACGCAGAGUUCUUAAACCUAGAUGGGAAGGCUCACCUAAUCUUGGCAAGUCGCUCACAGGUUCCAGUGAUCUACCAGUGGAGCCGUAGCAACCAGAAGUUCAUCCUGCAGGGUGAUAUCCCCAACAUGGAGGACGUGGUAGCUGUGAAACACUUCCGGAUCAAAGAGGAGCUCUAUCUUUCCAUGACCCGCUACAUUGGUGACUCCAAGGUCCUAAAAUGGGGACCCAAACAGUUUUCAGAGAUCCAGGCUGUACCGUCCCGAGGUUCCAUGAUCCUGCAGCCAUUUACAUUCAAGGACCGCCACUACCUGGCUCUGGGAAGUGACUAUACGUUCUCGCAAAUCUAUCUGUGGGAUGAUGAGAAGAAAAUCUUUGACCGCUUCAAGGAAGUGUACAUCCAGGCACCGCGCUCAUUCACCGUGGUCUCCACUGACCGCAGGGACUUUAUAUUUUCAUCGAGCUUCAAGGGAAACACACAGAUCUUUGAACACAUCAUUAUUGACCUGACCUUGUGAGGGGCCGUGCCUUAUUGUCUCUCCUAUAAUCAAAUGUCUUCCAUUCAAAAGAUACCUGAAUAAAACAAAGGAAAAAAACUUGAAGGAAAAAGACUCCGAUAAAUAUAUCACCAUCACGUCAUAACUCAUAUUAAAGCUUGGUGAGUUAUUGACUUGUUCUUAAGAUGCCCUUCUGGAUUCACCCAGAGCUAAAACGACUCUAAAAACCUUUUCUUUUGCUCUUAUUUUUGCCAACUGAGGACAUAGUGGACAUGUUUGCCUCUUUCUUCAGGCCUUCACAGCCUGUGAUGUGCAUUUUGCCGUCCUUUCAGAGAAGAACCUGCAGUGCUCUGAUGGGCUAACAGUGCCUCCUCGUGGCCGUGAUGAAGUAUCACACCUUUUUUUCCUUACAGGGAAUGUCUCAAAAGCACAAACCUUUAACUAUCAUAGCUGAAAUCUUAGAAUGUAGCUGUAUAGUAGAAAUGUUACUGUAGGUGCUAUUGAUUGUACACAGCAAUUUACUAAUAAUAAAAAAGUUAGUAAAUGGUUGUUACGAGAGCUAAUAUUCAGUUUAGGAUCUAUCUGAUUCUACUUCAGAUUAAUUUACUUGGAAAGAGUUGUCCAGGGUUUGUGUGCUGAUCAGGUAAAUUGAGCAUAUUUUCAAUUCUAAACAAAAAAAAAAAGUUUUUUGGUUUGUAAGGUAAGAUUUUUUUGAACCAUCUAAACAAAAAAAAUGUGUGUAAAUAUGUCCAAUGAAACUAAGAGCUUUUUUUUGUUCAUUAUUUUUUCAUUCUUAAAAAAAAUUAAUAUUGACUCCUUACCAGGUGUAUAUAUAGUCAGGACUCCAAUGCCACUACCUGUUCUUAACAGUUCUUUGCACUUACUAACAAAAAUCAGUUGAUUCAGCCUGCAAGAGCAUGACAUUUAAAAAGUCAACUUAUUUUUAGACAAACCUGACAAAGACUUCAAAUGCUUUUAAUAAGAUGAAUGGCAUUGCAAGUAAAUAAAAAAAAAAAUGCAAGCUUUGUAAUUCUUUAGUGAGAUCUAGUUUGAAACUUAUUGAAUGUUUCUGUUAAAAACUGCUGUACAUUCAUUCAGUUGAGUAAUGAAAUAAAAGUGAAAAGAUAUUGUAAA